AUGGCGGACCAGUUUCAUGUCGUGCUCGCGACGGACUGGGAUGCCCGUAUUCCCGGUUAUCGGAAGCGCAAAGUAUUCCCCAAAACCAAGUCUGGCUGCUCCUCCUGCAAGUCUAAGAAAGUAAAGUGUGAUGAGAAGAGACCGGCUUGUGCCCGGUGCGUGAGAAAUGGACGACAGUGCCACUACAGCGAAGGCGAAAUUGCUUCGUCAAACCAACUGAUUGCGAGAUCCAGAGCAGGAAUUGGAGUUCCUACAAUCGGCUUCUCUCUGUCUCUUUUUAGCUUAAAUACGCCCUCUCCAUUUCCUCUACUGAACGCCAAGAAUGGCACUCCGAUGUUGGAACUCAUGCAGUACUGUGAGAGCCGCUGGGGAGAUAUCCUGCACGUGGAGUUCACUGAUGUUUUCAAAUUCAUGUUUCAAUCCAGCCAUCUGAUUCGCAAUAUCGUUAUCGGCAUCACAGCAUGCCAUCUUCGACACCUUUCUGGAGACAAUCUGCGUCACCAAAUCGCCGAACAUUUCUACGAGUCGUUGGCAGUGCAGGAGUAUCUCAGCAGACUUACUGUGCCCGUUUCAAAAAUGAGCGCAGCAGAUUUUAAUGAGCUGGUUUUGGGGGGAAUGCUGCUGAAUAUUCUCUGCUUUCCAUUGCCCCCAAGGGCCCCUUAUAAGACGGAUAGAAGCCGACCAGGGGAUUGUUGGGUAAACAUUUCAACAGAGGCGCUGGGCUGGCUAGCUCUGCAAUCUGGCCUCAGACCACUCCUCAAAUCUGGUGGACACCGCCUUCAGGGAGCUAUGGAAGUCCUUGGGCCCAUCUUCUUGGGGAACGUGCGCCCCCGGGAGUAG
This is a messenger RNA of Clonostachys byssicola, 840 nucleotides long. The record is from the annotation of a GenBank genome assembly. NCBI's taxonomy places the organism in Eukaryota, Fungi, Ascomycota, Sordariomycetes, Hypocreales, Bionectriaceae.